CAUUACUAAAGAUCGAAAACCAUGCGUUUAAACAAAGGUUAAAGCAAAAAUAAAUCAAACUGUCUACAUUAGUUUAAGCUGAAUUGCCUUGAGAAGACAUAUCUCAAGAACUUAGUUUACACAAGUUUAUCGCAAAUAUAUUGAAUUUCGGACCAAGUUUGACCUCAAACUCUGACUAACAAGAAUGAGUGCAACGGCGUUGUUGAUCCUGUCUGAAGGAGCUGAAGAGAUAGAGGCUGUAACAGUUGCUGAUGUGUUGGCUAGAGCAGGAGUUAAUGUUACUGUUGGAGGACUUCAAGGUGAUGCAGUAGUUAAAGGAAGCAAUGGUGUUUAUAUAAAGCCAAAUGUUCCACUUUCUAGCGUCUCAUCAAAACUUUUUGAUCUAGUAGUAAUGCCAGGUGGUAUGGGUGGUUCUAAUGCUAUGGCGGCAUCAAAAUUAGUUGGGGAAAUCCUGAAAGAGCACGAAAAACAUGGCAAAUAUAUUGCAGCAAUAUGUGCUGCACCGAUAGCUUUGGAGUCCCACAAAAUCGCCGUAGGAAAAAAACUGACAUCUUACCCAGGCUUUGAGGAUAAGCUUCCAAGUUACACAUACUGUGAAGAUAUUGUUGUUGUUGACGAUAAACUCGUUACAAGUCGUGGACCUGGAACGGCGAUGGCUUUUGCUAUGAAGCUAGUUGAAUUACUGUGUGGCAAAUCGAAAGUUCAAACUCUAACAAAAGGCAUGCUUGUUUCACUUUAAAAUACUACGAGUUUCCGGUUUACUUGUUUAUUUUCAUCAUGUUUGAUUUUAGGAACCUCAUAUUUGUUGGAAAAUUCUGAGAGAAUUCAUCUAAUAAAAGAUUUCAUUCAUUAUC
Schistosoma turkestanicum is the source of this 854-nucleotide messenger RNA. NCBI's taxonomy places the organism in Eukaryota, Metazoa, Platyhelminthes, Trematoda, Strigeidida, Schistosomatidae. The record is from the annotation of a GenBank genome assembly.